This is a messenger RNA of Mugil cephalus (flathead mullet), 2532 nucleotides long. It is a transcript of the gene plod3, whose product is annotated as procollagen-lysine, 2-oxoglutarate 5-dioxygenase 3. Gene Ontology annotation, cellular component: endoplasmic reticulum. Bases 109 to 2313 code for a protein of 734 amino acids. Lineage: Eukaryota; Metazoa; Chordata; Actinopteri; Mugiliformes; Mugilidae. Gene Ontology annotation, biological process: peptidyl-lysine hydroxylation. Gene Ontology annotation, molecular function: procollagen-lysine 5-dioxygenase activity; procollagen glucosyltransferase activity; iron ion binding. The record is from RefSeq and is a predicted model, not a curated record. The transcript has 19 exons.
GUCGCGGCGUAUCGCGAGAAUCUGAUGGAGCGGAGGCUGAAGCCGUGAGGAAGGAGCGCGAUAAAGUGACGGUCUGCGGGUCUGAACAGAGCUGUUAUCGGCCUAAAAAUGUCCUCCUGUCCCCUUCUCUGCCUGCUGGCGCUCGCUUUCCUCCGCAGCCCCGCGUCGGCCGAACAGCGGAGACUCUCUCCAGAAAAUCUGUUGGUGAUCACCGCGGCAACGGAGGAGACGGACGGCUUCCACCGUUUCAUGAGGACGGCCAGAGAGUUCAACUACACUGUGAAGGUGCUGGGUCUGGGGGAGGAGUGGAGAGGGGGAGACGUUGCUCGGACUGUGGGUGGAGGUCAGAAGGUUCGAUGGUUGAAGAAGGAGCUCCUGAAGUUGGAGAGCAACAAGGACAUGGUGGUCAUGUUUGUGGACAGUUACGACGUCAUCUUCGCGUCGGGUCCCAAUGAGCUGCUGUCCAAGUUUUCUCGUCUGGGCCACAGAGUCGUUUUCUCGGCCGAGGGUUUCUGCUGGCCCGACCAGCGACUGGCCUCCAAAUACCCCGAGGUGCAUUCUGGGAAACGCUACCUGAACUCAGGAGGGUUCAUCGGCUUCGCUCCAGAGCUCAGUACCAUCGUCCAGCAGUGGAAAUACAAGGAUAACGACGACGACCAGCUUUUCUACACCAAGAUCUACCUGGACAAGACCCAGAGGACGAAGUUCAACAUGACUCUGGAUCAUCGUUCAAGAAUCUUCCAGAACCUGAACGGAGCCGUUGAUGAAGUCGUGCUGAAGUUUGAGAGGGCAAAGGUCAGAGCCAGGAACGUCGCCUACGACACACUUCCUGUCAUUAUCCACGGCAACGGGCCAACCAAGCUGCAGCUGAACUACCUGGGGAACUACGUCCCCACGGCGUGGACCUUUGAGAGCGGCUGUGGAAUCUGUGACGACGACCUGCUGUUCCUCAGUGACGUACCUGACGAGGAGAUGCCGCUGGUGUACGUCGCCGUCUUCAUCGAACACGCCACUCCCUUCAUGGAGGAGUUCCUGGAACGACUGACGACGCUCAACUACCCGACAACGAGGAUCCGCCUCUUCAUCCACAACAACGUGGUUUAUCACGAGAGGCACAUCCAGAGUUUCUGGGAGCGUCACCGGCCUCUGUUCCCCAACGCCCGGCUGGUUGGACCCGAGGAAAACCUGCAGGAGGACAAGGCCAGAAUGAUGGCAGUUGAGGCCUGUAAGAAGGAUCCAGAGUGUGAUUAUUACUUCAGCAUCGACUCCGACGUGGCCCUGACGAACCCAGACACACUGCGGAUACUCAUCGAGGAAAACAAGUCGGUCAUUGCUCCCAUGCUGUCCAAGCACGGGAAGCUGUGGAGUAACUUCUGGGGCGCUCUGAGUCCUGAAGGUUUCUACUCCAGAUCUGAGGACUACAUCGAGAUCGUCCAGGCCAAGAGGGUUGGGGUGUGGAACGUGCCGUACAUUACCCAGGCCUACCUGAUUAAAGGCAGCGUGCUGCGCUCCAAGCUGUCCCAGGUCAGCCUGUACGUGGACAAGGACGGCGUGGACCCCGACAUGGUCUUCUGCAGGAGCAUCAGAGACCAGGGAGUCUUCAUGUUCGUGUCAAACCGCGACGAGUUUGGCCGUUUGGUGGCGUCCAACAACUUCAACACAUCAAGGCUGCAUCCGGACAUGUGGCAAAUCUUCGACAACCCUGUGGACUGGAAGGAGAAGUACAUCCAUGAGAACUACUCCAAGAUCUUUGAGGAUGAGAAGAGCUUCGUGGAGCAGCCCUGUCCAGAUGUUUACUGGUUCCCGGCGUUCUCCGAUAAGAUGUGUGAUCACAUGGUGGAGACCAUGGAGGACUACGGCCAGUGGUCCGGAGGAUCUCACAAGGACGAGCGUCUGGCCGGAGGCUACGAGAGCGUCCCCACCGUGGACAUCCACAUGAACCAGGUCGGCUUUGAGAAGGAGUGGCUCAAGUUCCUCAAGGAGUACAUCGCCCCCGUUACAGAGAAACUCUACCCCGGCUACUACCCCAAGGCUCAGGCCAUCAUGAACUUUGUGGUGCGGUACCGUCCAGACGAGCAGCCGUCUCUGCGUCCCCACCAUGACUCGUCCACCUUCACCAUCAACAUCGCCCUCAACAGGAAGGGCCUGGACUACGAGGGUGGGGGUUGUCGUUUCCUGCGUUAUGACUGUAAGGUGGAGGCUCCCAGGAAGGGCUGGUCCUUCAUGCAUCCAGGCCGGCUGACCCACUACCACGAAGGCCUCCAGGUCACCAAAGGGACCCGAUACAUCAUGGUGUCCUUCGUAGACCCCUGAACGCACCGCAGUGUGUUUGUGUUUGUGUGUCUGUGUGUGUGUGUGACUGUGUGUGUGUGUUCAGUUCGUCACUGCUGCCUUAACCAGAGACGUCUCCUGAGUCUGAGCAACCAGGCGUCUCAGACACUCCCACUAAACUCUAAAAAUGGCGUCGUCGGACUGUGCAUGCCGGGGGGUUACCGCGGCAACCAGUGGACAUCAGCUGGAUCGGAGUCUGAA